Molecule: messenger RNA, 250 nt
Organism: Mycena citricolor
Lineage: Eukaryota; Fungi; Basidiomycota; Agaricomycetes; Agaricales; Mycenaceae
Source: the annotation of a GenBank genome assembly
CGGCAAUCUGGCGUUGACAAUUCGUGGGAUAAAUGCAAUGCCCACGAAUACCCAUGUGCUUUGCACCACGGAUAUCACCACGGAUAUUCGUCCCGUGCUCAACCCGAUGCUGUGUUUCUGUAUGCUUAACUGCGAGGCUCGACUUCUUCUCCCAAUCCCAAUCAAUUUCGCUACGUCCUGGGUAUAUUGUUCAUCACGGGAGGGCCAGCUGAAUGUUACCGGUGUGGGCGGACAUCUGUUCGAGAGCAUU